This is a messenger RNA of Dermacentor albipictus, 3789 nucleotides long. Its product is annotated as apoptosis regulator Bcl-2-like. Lineage: Eukaryota; Metazoa; Arthropoda; Arachnida; Ixodida; Ixodidae. The record is from RefSeq and is a predicted model, not a curated record. Gene Ontology annotation, molecular function: protein heterodimerization activity; protein homodimerization activity. Gene Ontology annotation, biological process: extrinsic apoptotic signaling pathway in absence of ligand; intrinsic apoptotic signaling pathway in response to DNA damage; negative regulation of intrinsic apoptotic signaling pathway. Gene Ontology annotation, cellular component: mitochondrial outer membrane.
GUGCAGGCAAGGCGAGAACGCGACUAGAGCACGCUACAAACGCGGCCUAGAUUGCCUAGUGAGAGCACCGCGCCGCCGGCGUCGCCAUCGCGAUCGUUGCUAUACGCCCCCUUUUCAGCGCGAGCGUGUUUCGUCUAGCGACCGGCAGACGGCGAACUGCGUCCAACUCGGCGGCGUGCCUCAUACACGCAGGGGGAGCAGUCGGCAAAGCUGCUUUCAAGCCGGCGUCGAGGGAGCCGGCAGUCAACGAAUUGUGUUGCCGGUGAGCGGCGAGUGUGCGGUUGAAGGCUCGGUGCAGUUUUGUCUCGUUCCUGUGUCUGUAGCCGCCGGCGUCGCCACCAUGGCCGUCAACGAGGCUGAGAAGAAUCAGGUGACCGAUUUGGUGAACGACUUCAUGCGUUACCAGCUAAACCGGCGCGGCCUUCAGUGGAAUACGUGCCCGCCAUUGCAGCGACCUUCCAAAGUGGCUCUCGUACUGCGGACGCUGGGGGACGAAUUCAUCACCAAAUACCGGGAGGAGUUCACUCAGAUGUGUGGCCGACUCGACAUGACUCCCUCUGUGGCCCAGACAGCGUACAUGGACGUCCUGAACGAGCUCUUCAGCGAAGGGAUUACGUGGGCACGCAUCGUGGGUGCCUUCGCAUUCAGUGUGGAGCUGUCGGCGCUCUGUGUCGAGAAGAACUGGUCGGAGCUGGUGGACAGCAUCGCAUCCUGGUUGUCUUCGUACGUCUGUACGAGGCUUCUUCCCUGGAUAAGGGACCACCAAGGAUGGGACGGCCUGGUCGUGUUCAGCGAGGAGCGCGACGACACCGGCGCUGCCGAGUCUCCCUGGCCCAUCUUCAAGAACGUGGUGUGCGGGGUGGCCGUCACGGCGCUCGGUGCCCUCACGCUCGGCGCCUUCCUCACGUCCAAGUCGUAGGUCGCCGCGCAGGCGCCGGACGAUAACCAGCCGCCCGGCCCGCCGCGCCCCCGGAUUCUUCGCGCCGCGGCUGGCCUGGACACACAAGCUCCACCCAGUACACACUCGCUUCACGUGUACCUGCACGAGAAAGGCGACCAGCCGGCCGGCCUUUCUCGACCACUGCGUCCCCGACCGACGUUGCCGAGGAGCUCGCGUUCUUCCAGCACACGCCGAGGACACUCUCGGACUUGUGCCUCAACUCCAGGGUGCCUGUCGCGACUGUGGCGGUGGACAAAGAGUACAGCGGCAGCAGCGCGCGGUCAAGUGGGCGAGUCUUCGGUGGUUCGGACUUUUUCGCGUUCCUCGUCGCUGUCGUGGCGGCGCCUCCCUCGUUUGUGGUGCGGCGCGCGGCAUUUGUCAAGGCGGGCCGGCCGGUCGGUGGCCGGCUGCACGUUGGUGUGGUGCUCGCGGAAAGCGGUGGUACGGACGCACGGACAAUGCUUAACCCCAUCCGUGGACGAGCGACCCCUCCUUCUACGAGAGUUCAAACGACGGCGUUUGCUUCGUCGUCUCUUAUACGGCCCGCUCGCCAGCAGGACUUCCAGAACGAAAUGUGUGAUGGCGCAGCGGUGAGGGGGAAGUGUCCUCCGCCGCGGUGAAUUCGCCCGUGUGUAAAGCGAGCGCCUACUACAGUGCCGCGAUGUGCGCCGUUCGCCCGAAAGAAGAAAAAAAAAAUUGUCUGUACCUUUUGCUACUUUUAUUCGCGGACUUUCCGUAUGCUGAACGCAAUCACCUGCCGAGAUGAGCGUCGCUUUACUGUACGCGUCGCGCUUCGGUCGCGUUCUUUGUCAAUUUUAAAAACAGCAGUGCUAGUUGCGUAGUUGAGUGAAAUUUUCUUUCUCGUUCCACCUUAAUGCUGUGGACUACUUGUGUGAACGUGUUCAGUGUGCGAGAGUCUUGCCUGUAGUUGACUGUUUGUCGUUUUCUUUUCUGAUUGCGUUUUUUUGUUCUUUUGGUUACUUUUGUGUUCGAAUGCUCUUACUUCCGCUGCCGGAAACCGCAUACUGUCCGCAACGCCAGCUAGUCCGACGCUGCUCUUUGAAUAAAACAGUGAUUACAGCCGUUGUCGAAAAGGAAAAAGUUUAUCGAAACCACUUAGGCACAAUUAUUAUACGCGGGGGGGUCUGUUCUCUGUGUAGGCGGAACUCAACAGUGCAGCGAAAAGACUGCUCAGCAUCAUUUUAUAGGCACCCAUCCUUAAUGUCCAUUAUUUAAUGUUCUUAAUGUCGCUUUACAGCAUCAUUGUCAUGCCGAUCUUGUCGAUUCAUGAAACACUGCCAAAAUACACAGCCGAUUCCCCAAGGAGCGCGCGUAAAACAUGCCCGGGACGACGAAGGUAGCCUUGUUUCACUACCUAAGGCUUUGCUUUAAGUUUCAGCGAUGUCUAACCAGGUCUCCUAUUUUCAGCGGUGCCUUUUCAGGUCGAUGUUGCGGUGACUAUAGGGAAAAUGGGGCCUGUUCGCACGAGCUCUCGCAAAAUCUCGCUGGAACAGCCUUACACCGCCAAUUAGUUGCUCGUCUGGCACUUCCCUUGGUGAAUAUGAAUCUUAAUUACUUCCGCGAUUGAUUAAGCCCUCCAUCGCUGCGCGGUUCAACCCGACGGCGCUCCGAGUGUGUUUCUGUUUAGUGUUGCAGUCCUUCGUUAUUAUUUCGUGUACUCGUGGCUACCAAUGUCCUGAAAGCGGUGAUGGAAGAAAGAAAGAGAGUCUUGGUCACCUUUUCUUAUAUAGUACUGUCGAUUACUUCGCUAACGCGUGAAAGGUAGCUGAUUGCAAACGAGUGUGAGCAUUUGCAGAGUAUUAUCUCGCGUUAUUCGUUCGAAGGCCCCCGACCCUCGGAAGUUCUGCAUCCCUGCAGUGAAUGUCAAGUGCAUGCUUAUGUGAGCCUCCCUCUCCCGGCGACACAAUUGCUGCGACCGUGUGAUACAGUAACCUGUUUUUGUGUUUCCUCAUACAUAGAUAUUGUAAAAGUUAUCUACAUUUGCGCGAGCUAGCAGUAUUUCACACACGCGCAGGCCCGGUUCGCGCCGUUUUUCUCCGGCAGCUUUUUUUUUAAAUUCUCUAAUCGACAUGACCAUUGCCGUCGGGACGGCCAUUCUCCUGGGUCGAGGGCCUUCGUUUACCUUAGGUUUAUCACAUGUGCAGUGGCAUGCGCGAUCCUGUACGUACGCACGCUACGAAUGCGCCGCCGUAUUUAUAAUUUAUCUAAUUCGCGCCGGUUGUGCGUGUUUCAUCCCCUGUCAACCUUAGGAGUACCUUGUAACGAAUGUUUCUUCUAUGGUGAGAAUGGAUGCAGUACUGGACAAAACGAAUGGCGUGGGAUAGCAUCGUUCGCCUUGGUCUGUCUGUGCUGUAUGCGAAGGUUUUUUUUCUCCCUGUGGCCAAUUCUCCUAUCGUCAGUCGUGUAUUGUUUCUAGGGAGCCGCGCUUUUGUUCAAAUCGCGGAGCAAGCCGCACACGUCCCCCCCCCCACCCCCCUACCCCUUCGUAAAAGCGUUUUGUCUUGGGGAUCUGCACUAAUUGAUGCUUGUGUACGCGAGCAGGUAUCGCUUGUCGAACACGCAUGUUCUUUUGUAUUCGGCGGCAAGCUUUUAUACAGAGUUACUUCUAAUAUCCGCUCACCCUGUUCGGUUCUCGUGUUUAAUUAGUGUGACCCGAGUUCUUCCCCGUGAUGAUGAAUCUAUGUUCCUGUGUUCAAACAGCAACAGUUCUGAUUGUUCGCGUUCGUUCAUUUGUCGUACUGUACUGUACAUAUCUAGUGCUUUUCUUUUUUGGAACCUAAAGAGGAUAAAAUUAUUGAGGUACUAAAUAAAAAGCACGUUAUGCUGUA